Molecule: messenger RNA, 1922 nt
Organism: Puccinia graminis f. sp. tritici CRL 75-36-700-3
Lineage: Eukaryota; Fungi; Basidiomycota; Pucciniomycetes; Pucciniales; Pucciniaceae
Exons: 4
Coding region: 114-1553 (479 amino acids)
Source: RefSeq, a predicted model, not a curated record
CAGAGUUACAGUGUUGUACAUUUCCUUCCUCAAGAGUUAAGCUCAAGUGGUCUUGUUUCGAUCGAAGAAAGAAGAACUUGGAAAAAAGAAAUCUGAAACAUUACCUGCACAAGAUGACGACCGAUGGGCCACUUUACCACUUUGCGUACUACUGUUCUGGUCAUGGAUUCGGACAUGCCACCCGAGUGACGGCGAUUACGGCUGGACUGCUAUCGCGGAGACACCGAGUGUCGAUCGUGUCGAGUGCACCCGAGUCCGUCUUCGAAGCUGUCUUGCACGGCUCCUCGGCCCAGGCCAGCUACCGGUUCGCCAUCUUCGAGCCGACGGUCGUCCAGCCUAAAGCUUACGAUGUCGAUCGAUUGGCAACCUUCAACAACUUGCACUCCUUCUUGACCCAGCAGAGGCAUCCUGUCAUCGAUCAAGAACGUCAAUGGCUCACCGAUCAUCGGGUUGAUUGCGUUCUUAUCGACGCCCCUUUUCUGCCUUGUGCUGCAGCAAGGAAAGCAAACAUACCGUCGGUGAUUAUCAGCAACUUCACUUUUGAUUCCUGUUACUCGUACUUGUCAGCAUUCAAUGAAGAGGCAUCAGGAGAGCAGAGGAUUGAAACAAAGAGAUUGAACGAGCUGGUGGCGAUUACGGUUCAGGACUAUGCACAGGCGGAGCUACUACUUCGACUGCCUGGAGCGAUCCCCAUACCGGGGUUUGAUGAAGACAUCCCGUUACCGGCGACGACGUGGGUGGAGGAUCGCACAGGAUUUUUCACCGCUGAGAUUGACGGCAAGCUGGCGAAGGGAAAAGACUCGAGGAUGAGGCCGAGGAGGACGAUCGACAUGCCGCUGAUCGUCCGGCCACUAACGAGAUCGGCGUACGAGCCCAAGACAAAGCUGGCUCUCUUGGCCGCCCUCGGCGUACCCGCCGAGCUCCUCAAGUCCGAAACUAAGAUCCUACUCGUCUCCUUCGGCGGCCAGGUCAUCCCCUCGCCAAGCCCUCCGACUUCUACCGACCAUGAUCUCGACGAUGGCUCAUCGCCUAAUCAGACCCGGCCUCACGACUCCCUCCUCCCACCCGGAUGGAUAGCCAUCAUCUGUGGCUUGCCUCCCAAGGCUCGUCCUCAUCAGAUACCCGAUCGCUUCUUCUCAAUCACCGACUCCAAAUUCAAUUAUGUCCCCGAUCUCACCGCUAUCACUGAUGUUGUCUUGGGAAAAUUAGGCUACGGGACGUGCAGUGAAGUCAUCGCUACAAGGACACCGUUCAUCAGUGUGCCGAGAAAGAUGUUUGUAGAGGAGUAUGGAUUGAAACGAUUGAUGAAAGAGAGCUCGACAAUCAACGUCGAGAUGAGCAUCAAAGAGUUUGAAGAUGGCCGAUGGGCGUCGUAUAUUCUCCGGGCCGACCGACUGAAACAGCAACAAGUUCAGAAAGACCACCCGACAUCUUCAAACCACUAUCAGCAGCAUCCUCAACUCAUCGUCAAUGAGAGUCAGAAUGGUCACGCUGUCGAUAUCGUCGUCGACCAUCUCGAAGUCUUCAUGUUCGAGAAAAAAACUGUCAAAUAAUUAGCAAGUUCUCGGAUCUUAGGAACCAUUUCUUUUUGAUUAAGUUGGAUGGCUUUUACUUGAACUAAUAUUCCCUCUUGCCUCUAGCAACCACCUUUUCUCAUUGUUUGUUUGUAUGUAUGUGUUUUGUACCAUUAGUAUUUAGAACGGUCACUCACAAGCAAACGUAUUGUGCAGGACUGUUAUGGCUUUAGGAUCACCAGUUGUAUAGGAAAUUGUAGAUCAGGAUGUGUCACUAUGUAGAGUUUUUGUUUUUUACCUUCUUUGUUGUUGUUGUUGUUUUUAUAGGUCUCAUUGGGAUUGUAUUUUUGAAUAAUGAUCGAAUGUUCCUGGAAAGUGAAGCGUUUUCAUUCAGCUCCAACCAUCCAG